Molecule: messenger RNA, 8867 nt
Organism: Notolabrus celidotus (New Zealand spotty)
Lineage: Eukaryota; Metazoa; Chordata; Actinopteri; Labriformes; Labridae
Product: homeobox-containing protein 1-like
Biological process (GO): positive regulation of DNA-templated transcription
Cellular component (GO): nucleus
Molecular function (GO): double-stranded telomeric DNA binding
Source: RefSeq, a predicted model, not a curated record
CCGUCGUUCCUUGCGUCAUUGUGUCAACAUGGCGCCUGUCUGCCGGACAAAAGGCGAAUCUGUCUGACGGAGGAUAGAAACCCAAUUAGAAACAGAGAAGACAUUUUGGGAAAACUGUCAGUGUCCGUGUGUCCCGGUGGUCCAAGGCUGAAGAUAUAUGGUCAAAUAAACAUCAGCGGAGGCUCGUAGACUGGAAUAAUAAGGAUGUUCCAGCAGAGUGAGGAGCCUCGUUUCACCAUCGAGCAGAUUGACCUCCUCCAGAGGCUGAGGAGGACUGGGAUCACACAGGUGGAGGUCCUCCACGCCCUGGACACGCUGGACCACUUGGACCGGAAACAUGGACACAAGUUGACCCACAAAUCCUCCUACAUGCCUCCCUCGUCUUCCCUAUCUUCUUCGAGCGCCGUCGCCGCCUCUUCCUCCAUGACGUCCACUGCAACACAGACAAGUUUCCCUGACAACCGACUCUCGCUGUCCCCCAGCAACAACUUUGACAACAGCUCUCCACUUCUUCCCAUUCCAGUAGCCUCAACUGUGGCCAUGGCAGCGGUAGCUCAGAACGGGUUGGUCGCAGUGACAAACGGGAAGCUGUCACCGCCCCGGUUUCCUCUGGGUGUGGUUAGUGGUGGUGUGACGACGCCGGGCUACGGGUUUGAGACCAGUGAGGAGGACAUGGACGUUGAUGACAAGGUGGAGGACCUGAUGAGGAGGGACAGUGCUGUUAUCAAAGAGGAGAUUAAGUCCUUCCUAGCCAACAGGCGGAUCUCCCAGGCUGUGGUCGCUCAGGUAACAGGGAUCAGUCAGAGCCGGAUCUCACACUGGCUCCUGCAGCAGGGAUCCGACCUCAGCGAGCAGAAGAAACGAGCCUUCUUCCGCUGGUAUCAGCUGGAGAAAACAAACCCUGGUGCCACGCUGGCCAUGCGAGCCGCUCCACUGGCUCUAGAUGACAUGAUAGACUGGCACCAAGCUCCGCCCACAUUUGGUCCCGCUCCUGGCGGCUUCCGUCUGCGGCGAGGAAGCCGAUUCACCUGGAGGAAGGAGUGUCUGGCUGUGAUGGAGAGCUUCUUUAGUGAUAACCAGUACCCGGAUGAAGCCAAGAGGGAGGAGAUUGCCACCGCCUGCAACGCUGUGAUUCAAAAACCAGGAAAGAAGCUAUCAGAUCUGGAGAGGGUAACAUCUCUCAAGGUCUACAACUGGUUUGCCAACCGCCGCAACAUCAAGAGGCGCGCCAACAUUGAAGCAGCCAUCUUGGAGAGUCAUGGCAUCGAGGUUCAGAGUCCAGGUGGUCAGUCCAACAGCGAUGAGGUGGACGGCAACGACUUCCCUGACCAGGGCUGUGAGGUGUCUUUAUUUGACAAGAGAGCUUCAGCCAGACAAUUUGGUUUCAGCCGAGCCGACCUGUCCUCUCCAACCCAGGUUCCCACUCUGCUCCCCAGCUGGUUCUCUGCUCUUAGUAGAGGAACCUUGUCUGGGCAGAGAGGUGCUUCUCUGAUUGGUCGUUCCCUUGUUUCCGGGGCGGGCCCCCAGGCGGAAGGUUCCAGAUUGACAGGUGUGUCCUGGUCUCCUCCCUCACCUGCCCUUCAGGAGGAACCCACCAUCCACAGCGUGCUGUCCGAGUCCCAGGACCCAAUCAGUGUGGAGAAGGCUGCUGUCAAUCAGGUGGAAGGAGCAAGGUGCAGUAUGGGAAACGACAUCAAGACGGAGACGCUGGAGGACGACUAAAAGGCACGGCGGAUGUUGUAAAUGUUGGGGUAAUGAAUGGAACAGGAUCAGAGGUGUGUUUAUAUGCAAACAGAUUUUAUAGGAAUGUAAUAAGUGAAAAAAAAUGACCAAAAGUUGUGUAAACUCCAACCCUGAGAUACCUCCCAACCCUACCUCCAACCACCAACCUGCUCUGCUACACUCUUUUAGGCAUUACUAGUAUAUUAAAAUAAUGCUAAUACUGAUGAUAAACGCUCAUUUGUUAAAGUUGUCCUCAGACUGGAAGAUUUAAAAUGCUCAAGUAUCAACAAAUCAAAGAAAGAGAACUAAAUUAUGAAUGAUUUAAUCAUGACAAUGUGAAUGAACACACAAAAGUAUAAACACAUGUAGCAAUGUGUUUUAUUUUGACCCUACAUCUUUGUUGAUGAGUAUUUUUUUAGCCUUUUAAAUCUUCCAUACAGCACUGUCUAACCGGACACGAUGCAUUGUACAGAUUUCUUUGGAAACCUCGUUUUCACAGCAGGACAAAACUGUAUAUGAGACGGGGUUUAAAUAGUUUCAGGGUCUUGCACUGUGAUCACAACACAACUGAACAGCCUCAAAAGAGAAAUAUAUGAAUUUCAGAGUUAAGUUCAUGUUAACUGAUGUAGCGCAUAUCAUCACAGUUGAUUACAUUUUUUAAUGUUCGCUGUUAAUUCCUUCCAGUGAGAAGAACAGCAGAAUAAGCUUGGAUUCAUUGAGGUCAUAGCUCUUUGGUCAAAUUUCUUUGGGCCUGAGAUGAUUUUAAAAAAUGUAUAACACAAAAAACCUCCUCCAUACGCUACGCUGGUGAACUAAGCUCUCGAUAUGGAAGCAAAAGAAAGACCAUAAACCAUUUUGUAUUUUGUGAACAACUGAAUACCUAAUUGUGAAAUUUAAAAACUGAAUUGUGCUGAUCUUGAAACACUGCUAGCGUCAGAGAGUUAGAUUUGGAAACCAUUGUUUGUUCUGUGUCUGGUGUUGUUGAACUCAAAGUUUUGGGAGGAUUGUUGUUAAACUGUGCAGGGGCUUAAGUUCCUCUGAUUAUCAUCACAGAACAUUUCCUGACAGUCCUGAAGUCUGAUCGUGGGGUAAUCCCUCACAUUUGUAUUUUAAAUCUUGAAUCCUUAAGUUUCCAAUUCUGUGGGACACUUGAUUUUUAUAUUUAUCAGCAUUAUUUGACUUAUCUGGCCUGGAAAUCCAGGCUGUAACCUGAUGAAUCUAAAAAAGUUGAGAAAGACACAUCACUAAUAGUUGGAUCAGCUGGGGCCAUCGCAGCUCCUGAUGUUAAAAAAAAGGAAUGUAUUGUCUAAGUUUUAGUUCCAAAAAUGAAUGAAAACUUGAAGAUUCGAUCAUCCUUUUGACUGGACAGAGUACUUCACUGCUAUUAUUCCAAGGUCAUUUAAAUAUAGUUCAAUGGCAGGAAGCAUGUGACACUGAAGGCACUGAGCAGUAGCAUCAGUGUUCAUCCUGAAUGCUGGGAAGACUAAAAAGUAUUUUAAAUAUAGAGCUGAGAGGUGUACUUCAAAGCAAGAUGAAAGGGACAGACUGGGUCUCUUGAUCUAUAAGUCAGAGUUUUCAGUGUUACAGGCUGGCUCCUUUGGAACAUGGAGGGGAUCCUCAUGCUAACUUACUGGACAAAGGUAAUCUGGUCUGGACCAGUACUCAUUACAUUUGGAUCAUCAGCUGUUCUGUAGAGAGUUGGGAGUGACAUGUAGCACAGGCUGGGAGUCGAACCAGCUACAGCUGUGACAGGGACUGUAGCCUUGGUACAUGGAAGGCAUGCAUACACUGCCUUUCAUCCUUUUUGUCGGUAUGCUUCGGCUAAAUGUAACAGUAAAUGAAUCACAGCACCUGAGGACAUUGAAUUAGGGUUACUUUUUAUCCUUUAUUAAUAGCAUAUCUGAGAAGAGAAAGGAAAUGUGGGAAGUAGAGAAUGGAGUAAGACAUGCAGCAAAGGGUCAUGGUGUUUAGAGAUAUAACAAUUAUCAAAUGUUAAGUCUUGUUGGCUAAAUAUUGAAGUUCUGUCCGUGUAUUUUCCACAGUGAAAGUAUCAGGCCUGACCGCUGUUCCUCCCUGCACUGCUGAAAUCAUGCGUAUCAUUGUUUUAGUUUAAGAGUUGUGCAGUGAGUAGUUGUCAAAUUAGAAAUAAACAGGAGCCGACAGCCGUUUAUCAGAUGGUGAAAUCAAUAUAUUAAUUAUCAAAAAAUAUACAUAUAUCCUGCAGGAUUUACUUUGUUGACCUCCUUGGUUUAUAAGAUAAAUGUAAUUCUGAAGAAACCAGACUAGUGUCCACAUGUGGAUGUCCAUGGAUCACUGUAUGGAGUCUGACUACUGUUAAUUCAAGCAGAUACUCAUCUGUUUUACUCUCAUCCAGUGUUCAUUGUUUCUGCUACUCAGGGCAGCCAUGCUUGCAAUGUUUUGUCCCCCAGCUCGAUUGAAAGGAAAGUGACAUUAGUGCGUACCCUCUGCAGUAGUUAAAUGUCAAAAUUAGGCAUUCAGUUGUGCACCAUGAAAAUCAAAACAGCGUCUUUUGGCUUCCAAUAAAAUAAAAUAAAAUUACUCUCACAUUUUAAAGGAAUCUGAAAGUGUCAACAUAUUUGUAAAAGACUUGAAACCUGAUAUCCAGGUGAAUGAGUCUUAAUCAUUCGUGCCCAUUCACCCACUGGGUGAUGAGUGGGUCAGAAUGGAUGAUCACUGUGAGAUGAUCUAUAAUCAAUACAGAUCAGUCAUGUAGGAGGAGUUCUAACAGUAAACAGCACUGUUAUUAGAUACUACAGGUGUAAGAGUAAAGUGAAUAUAUACUUAGACCACACAUGUAUGUAUGCAUAUACACACAUACAUAUACAGUAUAUUAUAUAAACUGUGUGGGUAUAUGUAUGUACCCUGAUCCAUUUCUAUCUACAGUAUAUAGACAUAUUAGCUUCAGAGGAGAGAUACUAUGAGUGUUUCUUGUCGGUGUAAGGUGAGUGAAGCAUUAGCCAAAGUAUUAAGUUUGAAUUUGUUGUAUUUUCUGAGUGUAUGAUAGUCAUUGUUGGACUCAUGUUUUUAGAGAUAAUAUGCUAAUCAGAGACACAUCAGAUGUGUCACAUCAUUGCAAGCAAAAUGCAUUUCCUUUUGAGGUAUAUCAGUUUGUGCUCGAUAUACCAUGUGUUCUAAACACACUGUCCAUAUUUGAAAUGAUAUUUGAAAUGACACUUUAUUGGGUCAGUAUCGUGGUGCUUUUAGUCCAAACUGUUCAAAUAUGUAAUUGUUCAGGAUUAAAACAGAACAGAGAGGCAGGAUAAAGAUAAUUAAAAUAUAUGGGAAGCGUAUAGUUCAAUAUUUAGUGAAAAGCAUUGUAAGCUUAAACGUAAAUAUUUGAUUGCACUAGUCCAAUCAAAAACAUUUGAGUACAGCCCCUUGUAGAAGUCCUUUUCUGCACGUACGUCCAUCUCCACCUUCACCAUAGUUAUGAAAAGUUUUAAUCUUUUAAACCUUUUACACAAGGAGUACCUCGCUAUAAUCUGAAAACGGUUGGGUUAAGACUUGUAUUUGACAAAUCUUCUUAACCUUUAAAAAAAAACAACAUGUUAUUAAAUUAUAUUUACAGUGUUUUGUGUAAAAUCUCAAUGGUAUGAUGUCUCUAAAUAUCUUCCAAAGCACUUUGUUGUUUGGAAGAAGUUGAAGUUGUUGAAAUUUUAAAGCCACACCUGUACUUUUUUUUUCUGUGAUAAGCCAUACACACAGCAGGGACAUGCUGUAAACUUAUAAAGGUUAUUACAGCUAACAUGUAAACUUAUUUACAUUAGGCAAAAUGUGCCACUUUAGUGAGUUUUAUCAGUUAUUUUUCUGAAGAAAAAAAAAACUGCUAGCCAAAACUGGAAACAAUCUUAUACUUUGAGCCUCUUUUAGCUGAUUGUUUUUGGUUAAGCAUUAAGUACUGCUGCGAUGGCCUCUGGUGGAUUUAUUUGUUAUCCCAAAAAAAUAUUGUGCAGCUUUAAUGGAUCAUUUUGCAAUAACAACUUAAAGUUAAUACUUUAGAUUUUGUAGCUGAUCCCUGCUUUUACCCUGAAACAUUCAGGCAGUACUGUUAGAUACAGAUACUGCCCUUUUAUGUUUUGUAUAUUCAGUCAUCUUACACUUGAUAGUGUGGUGGGACCUUUUUGUCUCAAAUUCAGGACUCUAAAGAAACAUGGGGUUUCAACUAUCUAAAAUAAUGACAUUAAAUGAAAUGAAAUGAAAUGUACUGCAUGCUUUAAGUUAAAGUGCUCUUUUUUUGUGGACUUCUACAAUGGCUGUACACACAUCACUGUAUAAAACCUAAUCCAAUAAGCUAAACACAUGACAGCCAGCUGUAAUGUGGCUUCAUUCAGAUGGUUUAUCGUUUGUCUUCACCAGGUGCUUUACAGGCUAAGCUACUAGUUCAGAGUUUAAACUCAACACAAAUACCUCACUUUACUCCCCCCACCCCCAGACAUAAGCUACAGCCGCAGAGUCCUCCACAGCUGCUUCAAUGUGAAUCAAAAUUCAGAUGUGCUAUAGUAAAAAGAACUGUACAUUCAUUCAGAGGAGACGCAGAGCACACUGUGAUGAGGCUGUAAAGAUGCUUCACUAGCUCAUCUGGCACAAGAGAAACGCCAGUGUUGUUUAUCAAAAGGGAAAUUCCUUCUCAAAGUCGAUAAAAGCCAAUAAAGAUUAAGAUUGAAAGUAAAGGGAAAUUCCACUCCGAAAAAGAGUUUAUAUUCAUCCAUAUGCUCCCGCCUCCACCAGAGUCCGUUAAAGAAUUCACUUGUUUUUGUUCUGCCCAUCCUGCUCAUCUAAAAAACGAACACAACUGCUCAGUGUAGUUUCAGACUGAAUGUGUGAGGUUUGAGGGUUUUUGGUGGAAUGUCUCUUUAAUUGUAUGGCAGCAGAGCUGUCUUAAGUGUCUUUGCUUUAAGCAUUUAUGAAACUCUGAGGUAUUAUUAGUCCAUUAUGUUGCUUUUUGUUAUCAGUGUGAAUUAUUUACACCAAAAUAUCAAAGUAUUCUUUCCCACUGAGGGUUAGAAAAUGCUUUUUAUUAUUUGUAUUUUUGAUGGUUUGAAUCUGCCAAGCAGAAGCCUUUCUGAAGUGAAUCUCUGGAUUCAUUAAAGACGAUGUGCUGUUUUGAGAUUAUUUCAGGGUUUUCAUUCAUUUCAGUCGCUGCCUUCAUAGUUCUCUGAUAAAAUUGUUCUGAAGCAGCAAAUUGAUUUGAGGUGAAAUAAAUUAGCUUACAAGUGUGAUUUAUGUCAUUUUAGAGCCAAAACACCUGAAAGAAAAGGGAUAAAAUGCGUAACCACGAAAGAAUGAAAAUAAACAAACGAAAACAAAAGUGUAUAUGGUAAAAACAAGGUUGCUGUUUCAGUUUAAUGUGUGAAAUGCAAAUUUUUAACUGUGUUUGGCCCUGUUGAAACAUGAAGCUGACUUACUUCACUAAUGAAGGGAUGCUUAUCAUCAAGUCGAGUUGUUAAACUGCAAUAAUAAGCUUCACUUUCGUGAAUUUGUUCAUUAUUAAAGAUUUCUGAAUGACCACAAACACCAGAGUUAAAAAAAGGGCAAAAAUGCUCUGAUGUGAGGGAUUGUCAAUACAAGAAUUAAUUCAAAAUAUUACCAUCACAUAAUGUAACCAGUACAACAGCAAUUUUGUGAUGUUUCAUGUUGUAUUUUAAACCAAAUAUUGUUUUCCAGUUGACUUUGUCUGCCUUUCCUGAUUAUAUUUCAUUUUUCUUUCACUUUUGACCUUAAUUUGACUCGAGUGCCAGAAAGUGAGAGUUUAAUAAUCAACUUGAAAUGCAUAUUCAGACUUUGUUCAAUAAAAUGGCAACAUAUCAAACAAGUUUCUCUCCCCAACAAAACCUUUGCUCUUCCAGUUCUAUUUUGCAGAAGCUCAAAGCAGACAUGCAUUCAUACAUUUUAUUUACUCUAUUUUCCAGUGAUGAUGAGUCAUUUCUGUCGCUGUUCUUCCCAUUAUAACAGAUGGAUUUAUCAAAUAAUCUUGUUAUAAAAAAGCUUGUUCUCUCAUGAUAACAGGAUCAUUUUUAUAUUAAAAACAAGCAUAAGGCUGGUCACUAUGAUAGGCCAGACCACAACAUGCCAGGCUGCCACUGCCGUCAUCAAUAAGUUGAGUGAAGUCUAUUUCUGUUUGUUUUAUGCUUUUGUAACUCUGGGUAUUGAAGUUUUGACUAUCUGAUAACUGAAUUGAACUCGUAAUCACAUAAAAGCAGUAAACACAAUGUAUGGAUACAUGUCUGCUCAGGUCUUGCGUAGUAACAUUCAGACUCCUCAUGUAAACAGUGUUUCGGGCAGCAUGUUAAUGUUUUAUUGUUUAUAAAGCAGUUUUACCAUCUGCCUUCAUUCCUCUGUUGCCUUGUUCUGUUUUAUUUUGAAAGGAUCCUCUGCUGGUCCAUCCCAGGAACAAAGCAGACCAUUUUUCAGAUCAGAUUCAAUUCUACACUCCUGUAGAGCAAGUGCACCUUUAACUAUGACUUAAAUCUUUAUUAUAAUUUAAUCCCCUGCCAUUUCAAACGGACCCUGCGUCUGGUAAACCUCCCAUACCUUGUAUUUGCUGUUAUUAUGACAGCAUCAGGGUGCACGUUGAGGACUAUGUUAACAGGUUUGUAGAGGAUUUGAUCUGAUCUGAGGUCUGCUGUUUGAACAAAGAGAGUACAGGUGAACUGGUGUUAGUGUGGAAAUGAUGCAGUAUGAUAUUUUAGGAGUUUUAUUCCAAAGUUUUGUUUGUAUGUACAUGAAAUUAAUCGCCAUCCAGUAUAAAAUGUAAAUGCCCCAUUCUCCAUAAUCAGACAAUGACUGUAAAUACUUCCUAGUUCCAACAUUAUAUCAGUCAUGUACCAAACAUUUUACUUUUAAAACUUCUAUGUGGUUAACAUUUCUUUUGGCACCAAGCUCUUUGAUAGUUCUUCACAGGACAUUUGUUGUAUCAGUCUGACAUAAUUUCUAUCCCCCUUGGUCUUCUCUAUUUCAAGAUUUAGUGCCUUUUUUGGACGGUAGACUGUUCUGUAAUUGCUGUGUAGAAACUCUACAUAUGCCUUUUGUUACUUUUUCAUCUGUUGGAUAAACCUUAUUUGUUAUUUUUAAGGUGUGUUUUUAUUGAUAUUCUAUUUACAAGGGAAUAAAAACUGAUCCAUGCA